AGGGCGGAUAACUCUUACCGCUUAACCUCGAACUGGUUGCAACAGCUUUCCUGCCCAUAAUAACUUUAGACAUUUCCUAGUCGGACCAAAGCCACACCCUCGGGAUAACUGUCAAACUUCAACCCGCGUUCCUGCUCGUUUGUCAACGGAAUAAGGAGCUAGUCAUCAGUACCAAGAUUCAAGAUGUCUGCCCCCUAUCCUAACGCAGGCCCACAUCAGGUCGAUAUCAUUGUUCCAGAAGGCAAACCAGGUGAACCAAUGCCUCAACCACAGCCUCAGCCUGGAUACCCCCCUCAACAGCCAGGCUACCCUCAACAGCAGCCUGGCUACCCCCCUCAGCAGCCUGGUUAUCCCCAACAACAGCCUGGCUACCCCGCUCAACAGCCUGGCCAGCAACAGCCAGGGUACCCAACCCAGCCGGGUGGCCAGGCGAUCGGGAUGCAGCCUAUUCCUGGAGCACCCCCAGUGGGAGGGCCCGGGGGUUGGGCUCAGCCAGGACAGGCACCUGUUGGCUGCCCCCCAGGGCUGGAGUACCUGGCUAGCAUAGACCAGCUGCUCGUCAAACAGAAGAAAGAAGUAUUUGAAGCUGUGACUGGGUGUGAGAGAAACAACAAGUAUGAGGUGUGCAACACACUAGGCCAGGUGGUGUACCGUGCCAAGGAAGACAACUGCUGCUGUGUGCUGUGCUGCUGUGGAGCUGUUAGACCCUUUGACAUGAAAAUCAAAGACAGUCAGAACCGUGAAGUGAUGCACUUGUCACGACCGCUACGCUGUAACACUUGCUGGUGCCCUUGCUGUCUACAGGUCAUCGAGGUACAGUCGCCACCCGGCACGGUGAUUGGCUACGUGAAGCAGGGCUGGCAUCUGUGUAAGCCCAAGUUCUACAUCCAGAACGCAGAUGAACAGACCAUCCUGGGGAUCAAGGGGCCGUGCUGCCAAUGGAAUAUCUGUGGAGACGUCGAGUUUGAUGUCACCUCUGCAGACCACAGUACGGAGGUGGGGAGGAUCUCCAAGCAGUGGUCCGGCCUGGCCAAGGAGGUCUUCACGGAUGCUGACAACUUCGGUAUCUCCUUCCCCAUGGAUCUGGACGUCAAGAUGAAGGCUGUCAUGUUGGGAGCCAUCUUCCUCAUUGAUUUCAUGUACUUUGAAAAUGACAAGAAGAAUGUCAAAAAGGAGAUGGAUCACUUACAUUAGAAUAUAUGUUCAGGCUGUACAACAAAAGAGUUUAGAUGCUGUCUGCAAUGUCCCUAGUUGUUCAUAAAGCAGACAAGUUUAGUGUUCCUUGAUUAAACUUGAACCUUUUAUAAGGAUAAGUUGAAACAACAUGUAACAGUUAUUUUCACACAGAAUAUUGAUAUUGUCUUUCUGUCAUGAAACCUAUGAUAAGGAUUAGGUUAAACCAAUUAUAACAGUCCAUUGCCAUGCAUGUUAGUUUUGUUUUUCUGUCAGUGUAAACUCAAAUUUGACGAGCUGAUAUAAAAAACAGAGUCAUCCAGGCAUUUGCUGUGUAGAGUUGCUUCCCUUGGGAAUCCGAGAAAGCACUAAUGGUGGGUUUGUCAUGUCAUGUACAAAAUCAGUGACCCCCCUUCCCAUAAUUUUAAAACUUAUUUUUUAAAUAAUUUCAUUUACAUAAUUGCUGACACACACACACACCUCCCCCUGUACAUGUGUACAAAAUCCUCAGAAUAAAAUGGUGAUACCCACACACCCCCACCCCUAAAAUCAUCAUCAUCCCCCUAGCCAUAAAUUAUGAUUGGUCCCUAGGUGUGUCGGCACUAUACUCAUGCCCUUGGAUGUCACCAAAGUGAACUUUCCUCCAAAAUAAAGCUGACAUGUCCUGAUGCAACUGGAAUAGUGUUUAAGUCAGCUUUAAAUCAGUCCACUCUACCACUCCACUCCACUCCGCUCCAUGUUACCACAGUUGACUCCACACACCAACCAAACCCUCUGUUCUCCUGUGACCUUGAUGGAAUGCUCAUCAGCAUACUAUGUGAGCUACUGUUCCAAGUCUUAAUGACCUUGGUCGUCCAUACAGAAUUCUUUCCUUGGUGUGGCACCACCAGUGUAUGCUGUUUUCUGUGAUAUACUGGCACCUAUACCUUAUUAAUCACUUUUUAAAUUGACGAGGUUAAUAUGUAACUUUUAAAUCUUUGAUAUUAUCAAAGUGUGUGUAAGAAUAUAAAAAUAUUAAAUCUGUUUUAUUUUACUUUAUUUUUUAUGUACCCACUUUAUAGUAUACAUUGUAUAAUUCACCUCUCAUUUUUAUCAUAAACAUAUAUUUAUUGUAUAUUUAGAGUAGAUAUUUCUACCAUAGAUCUGAGUGUAGAUAGCGAUUUCUGUAAUGGCAGUAACUGUUGUAGGCUUUGCGUUUUUCUACUCAGACUUCAAUGAUACACUGAAGUAUUUCUGUAUCCUGGUAAUAUACGUACCAUGAUGAAUGUGUUGUAUCAUAAAUAUUUUUCCUGGUGUACAAGAAGUUUAAAGGCACUGUUUGUAAAAUUCUUCAUUCUUUGAUAAUGUUUCAUGGAUUUUUGUAAUUCCCUUUCUUUGAUAGACUUUUGCUUCUUUACAUGACAUGGCUUCAGUUUACUUGUAUUAUAUUGUGAAUUAGAUCUCUAACACAAAAUCGUACUCAAGUACCUGUGUCUCAAACUCCCAUCUAAAUGCAAGUGCUCGAUAUUAACAGUAACAAAUGACUGAUGAAAUCUCCACACAGCCUUUUAUCUGAACAUGAUCCAAGUAAAAUGGGUCCAGCUAAGCUUCCAUUUAUCUUCUAUGCCUGCAGAUUAUGUUAGAGAAGUAAAGAUGAGAGUUAUCUCCCAUUAUCAUGUCUUUGAGUUGUUGAUGUAAGACUGGACUCCACCUAUCUCUCCCAGUGGAUAUUCUCGGUUAGAAAAUCCCUGACUUAAUGGAUUGAGUGGUCAUACUGGGUUACUUGGUUAUUGUAUGUCAUCCUUGCUGUAUCAGUCACUGGAUUAUGUGGUCCUGAUUGGAUCACUUACAGGCUGCCAUCAUGAAGAUAUUGAUAUGAGAGGAGACAAUCUAUCUGGGUAAAACUGUACAGUACCAAAGUGUAUCAUUAUAACAGCAAACUGUACAAAGAGUUAUCAGUAACAUUGAUGUUUCUAAUACAGUUUUGUUUGAGAUCUGUUGUAGUGUUUCAAAAACAUGGCCAGUAAAAUCGCUCUGUUAAACUUUCAUACAAGUGGUUGCCCAGUGGUUACAGGGUUUGCUCAUCACAUCGAUGACCCGAGUUCGAUUCAUUACAUGUGUAAUGUGUGAAGCCUUUUUCUGGUGUCCCCUGAUGUGAUCUUACUGGAAUAAUGCUAAAUGCAGCGCAAAACUGAACUCGCUCACUCAUUCAUUCAAAUUGCAUAACUUCCUGUAAACGAAAUAAUUUCCUUUGCACAACAACUCAAAUGAUUUCCCUUUUUAAAUGAUUAAAGUUCCAGAGUGAUUAAUCAUUUCUAUUUUUAACCCUGGUUGUAGGUAUUUAGACCACUUCCUGUUGAUGUGAAAGUGUUACAAUUAUCAAGUCUAUUUGAUACAUGAAAGUAGGACAAACCAAAGAAUAUGUUUAUGAAUAUUCAUAUAUGGAUAUACAAACGUGCAUUGUGUACAGUUUGGCCUAAAUGUAUUCAUAUAUGGAUAUACAAACGUGCAUUGUGUACAGUUUGGCCUAAAUGUAUCUUCCUCUUGGUGUAUAACUAAAUUACCAUAUUUAGUCAUAUAAACCGUGACCCACUGACCCUACUGAAUAUGCAUAAGAUCAGUCUAUUUUGUUGUAUGAUAUGGACAGGCAGGAAGUAGGUUUAUGUAAUGCCCAUGUAAGCCAGACUUUGUGUGUGUUUAAGGUUACAAAAAGACAAACAUUAAGUCAGGAAUUGUUCUAAACAUAGAUCGGGGGUGGUAGAGCUGUAAACCAUCACCAUGGAUGGUCGCUGCAUUUGACUAUCCCUACAACAGUGGACUUUCUUAAGCCGAACCAGAUAGUCAGAAAGUGUUAAUAUACAGUAUAUGUUUGAGUAUACAUUCAUUUAAGCGUCAGUGUCAAGUUUAAUUUGUCUUUGAAGAAACAUCAUAGAAAUUUCUCUGUGAUGAUAUGAUUUGGGUUACAAAAUUCUUUUUUUGUGUGUUUGUACCUGCAACUGUUUCACUUCUCUGAUGCAUAAAGGCGUACAAUUGCAAGGUCAAACAAUGACAAGUACAAGGACAUCCUAAUGACAGGUCAUUUAUGUCAUGUAGAUUGAUGUUUUUCACAAGAUAUAAUGUGAUAUACUUGAAUUAUUUCAUUGAUACUUGGUGGAAUUUUGCUGAACAUAUCUUAGACUAAACUUUUCAAAAGUUACAAAGUCAGUGUUUGGUCCUUACAUUGGCGUCAUCAUCUAGUAUGUUUCCCGUAGGGACAGUAAACUAAAAUAAACAUUGGACCAGUGUCAUGGGUCAUUUUUAUGGUGAACAAUUCAUCCAUGUUUGGGCAACUUUUAGAAUCAGUGAUAGAUGAUCUCCAGAGUCUAAGUAACGCCACCAAUCUGAACAAACGUGCAUUGAACAAUGGUUACCUACUUGACUGGUUUCACACUCCAAUUAUGCAUGCUCUCUUGUCAGAUAUACUUGAUAAUUCAUCUACUCUCUAUAACCUUUUUUUGGUCAGCACCAUUGUGUCUUACCAAGAUCCAACAAGAAGUAGAAUUUUCUAUGUCCCGGUCGUUUGGACCUCCAACACAUUUUGGUCAGUGUCACACUCUGUAAAUGUUAUGCAUUAUAUGUAUUUGGAAAGGUAAGCAAAGAUCUAAGUAUACCCGUUAUUUAUGUUAUUAUCCCACUAUGUUUCUAUAGUACACAUCAGGACGACCAAGUAGCAUCAUUUUAUCAUGUUUGGAGUUUAAACAGCAGGAUGAACUCUUGUAUAUUCUCAUUUAAAAGAAACAAAUUCUAUUAUAUUGUUGCAUGUUUUUUAAGCGUGUUAUUUUCUAAGGCUCAAAACAUUUUUUCACGUUUUUUAAUUAAUGAAGUGAUACACAUUUUCAGCAUGGGUAAAUAGUUUUCUUAUUGUCAUAUGUGUCUUGAAACAGGUGUUAUAAAUGUCUGUGUUGUGAGACAGGUGUUAUCAAUUUCUUUGUUUUGAGACAGGUGCCAUUAGUGUCUGUGUCAUGAGACAGGUGUCAUUAGUGCCUGUGUCAUGAUACAGGUGUCAUUAGUGUUUGUGUCAUGAGACAGGUGUCAUUAGUGUCUGUGUCUUGAGACAGGUGUUAUUAGUGUCUUUGUCUUGAGACAGGUGUUAUUAGUAUCUGUGUCUUGAGACAGGUGUCAUUAGUGUCUGUGUCUUGAGACAGGUGUCAUUAGUGCAUGUGUCACGAGACAGGUGUCAUUAGUGUCUGUGUCUUGAGACAGGUGUCAUUAGUGUCUGUCUUGAAACAGGUGUCAUUAGUGUCUGUGUCUUGAGACAGGUGUCAUUAGUGUCUGUGUCAUGAGACAGGUGUCAUUAGUGUCUGUGUCAUGAGACAGGUGUCAUUAGUGUCUGUGUCUUGAGACAGGUGCCAUUAGUGUCUGUGUCUUGAGACAGGUGUUAUUAGUAUCUGUGUCUUGAGACAGGUGUUAUUAGUAUCUGUGUCUUGAGACAGGUGUCAUUAGUGUCUGUGUCUUGAGACAGGUCUUAUUGACUUCGGUCACAUUAUCGGUGUCAAGGGUAAAACAGGUGACUGUUAUUUCAGUAUUGAAAUAUUGUUCAACUUCAAUAAUGCAUAAUAAGCACAAUCACUUUAUAAGAUCACAUUGUUGAGUGCUGAUUGUUAUAUGUACAUCAUGCACAGAUACAGGGAGUAGCAUCCUUGUUUUAUAAACACAUUUACAUGCCGACGCUAACAUGAGUUUCAUAGCUGAUCUCGUUAAAUGUAACAACACUGCAACUAAACCAUUUUGUGAUACGUCUCCAACAAUAACACAACAACCAAAUAGAUAUUGUUCACAAUUAUUAGAAUUCAUUAAACAAUGUUGACUUGUGAUCUCAAAAUACAUCCAACUUUUCUACAAAACCUGUGUUCAUGUUUGUAGUUGGCAUGUAUACAUGCAUUAUUUGUUUUGUCUCUCUGUAGAAUUGACAGUUUGAACUUGUUAUUCUGAGUGGCAUGCACAGCUUUUGAAUUUUUUUCUGGUUUCUAAAAUGUAUCUGUCUUUGGAUAGUGUUUCUCUGGGGUUUAUAUACUGGUUAUGUUUUCAGCUUUUUAAAACUCAGUUAAGUUACCAAUAAAUUUUUUAAUAUUCAUUUACAGCAAUUUUUUUAAUGGUUCCAAAUAAAUAAUGUAAGGAGAAUGUCAUGCUGGAUUUAUUAACAUAGAAUGUUGUGUUCAAUUUGUGACAAACUGCUUGAUUUGAGUACAACUGCUGUACUUAAUAGACAUCUAUUUUCAUAGGUUUCCUAGCAACAGAGAUUCUUUGUCUCCGUGUACAUGUUGCUGCUUGCUUCUGUAAGUGGCCUCCAGAAGAGUGUCUUAAUGUUGUUUGAAGGUUUACACACAGGGUUAUUGCACCAUGGGUUAUUAGUCUUUUCCUGAGUAUUGAAUUAAGCAAAAAACUAUUUUUAUUUAAUUGUUCAAGGGUUAUAUUUUUUUUUUGCUACAUUCACACAACCUUUGCCCUUCUAUCAAGGUUUGAAGAUAUUUCCUAGUUAGAAUUAUUUGUAUUUAUUAUUAUUAUUGCAAAACUGUAGCUUUGUAUUUGUUCUCUGAUACAAACUGUUAUUUUGUCUGUUUGUAUGACACUCUUAAUUUGGCGUGGUAUUAAAUUUAAUGUUGUUUGAAAAGCUUGUGCCUUAAAUGUUGAAACACUCAGGAUUAACAUGAAUUAAGGAAGUAUUUGGAAGUAUGAUUCAGAGUCACAAUGUGUAUUCAGUUGCAACUUGCUGCUGAUACAACAGCUUGUGUUAGUAUUACAUGCAUGGAGGUGCUGUUUGUCGUGCCAUGAAGUGGGCGGUGUUUAUCACUUUAUCUCUGUUAGAUUCCUGCUGUGUAUAAUUCUUUCAAUUAAUUCACUACUUCGUAUUACCUGUACCAUUAUGUAAUUAGCAUGAUUAGACAGAGACCGUCAGUACUUCAAAGACUUUAUACACUGUCACCUGUGAACACCUGCUUAUUUAGGUGAAGGAAGGCAGUGAAUGCUGAGACAAAAGAUGGCAACGUUCAAGAAAUAUUAUUUCUUGCUGAACAUAUGCACCAUAUGCAUAAUUAACCUGAGGCUUCGCGCACUCACC
Haliotis rubra (blacklip abalone) is the source of this 7249-nucleotide messenger RNA. Its product is annotated as phospholipid scramblase 2-like. The coding region runs from base 184 to 1194 and encodes 336 amino acids. Gene Ontology annotation, cellular component: plasma membrane. The record is from RefSeq and is a predicted model, not a curated record. The transcript is spliced from 11 exons. NCBI's taxonomy places the organism in Eukaryota, Metazoa, Mollusca, Gastropoda, Lepetellida, Haliotidae. Gene Ontology annotation, biological process: plasma membrane phospholipid scrambling. Gene Ontology annotation, molecular function: phospholipid scramblase activity.